AUGGGAAAAGGAAAUGAGGAGCAGGAGGUACAACAGGAAGGUACCAGUAGGAAUGCACAGAAAAAAGAACAAAAAGCAUCAGUAGGAAGCAAGAACCGAGGACCAGAAACAAGGAAGAGCAAUAAUAAUAACAAAACGAACAGGAAAAGACAGAGAGAGAAGAGCAAGAACGAUAGAACAAAAAAUGCGAAUCAAGAAACAAAAAGAAAAAAUGACAACGAGAAGGAAGCGAGAGAAAAGGCAAAGGAAGCAAUAGAAUACUAA
Molecule: messenger RNA, 264 nt
Organism: Acaulospora colombiana
Lineage: Eukaryota; Fungi; Glomeromycota; Glomeromycetes; Diversisporales; Acaulosporaceae
Source: the annotation of a GenBank genome assembly